AUGAGUCGCCUGGCGGGUCCCAAGCUCUCAAGGAUAUCUCUCUUCCUCCUUGUCACUAUUAUGCUUCAGGUCACAGAUGCAUCCAGUCUUUUCCUACGAUCACAGCAAGUGUGUGGAGGUAUCUCAGGCCUCCAACAAUGCGGUGGCGACCUUCCAGCCAGCUUCUGCUGUGCACAGGAUACGACCUGCACGACCGUCAAUUCCACCAUCCAAGCCGUCAUCUGCUGUCCGAAAGGCAAAGAUUGCUCAACCAUCCAGACAGUGCCCUGCGAUACCGCCCAAUACAACGCAACGCUGCACCCCGACAACCAAAUCCACUUUGCCGAUACAAAGGAUGUCGAGCUGCCUAAAUGUGGAGACUCAUGCUGCCCCCUAGGCUACAAGUGCAACAACGGCAUGUGCGUCGCCUCGAAAGACACACCUUCUUCGACCUCCCCAGUCCCAACGUCGUCGCCAACAAACCCAGCCUCUGCAUCCCAAACGUCAGGCUGUCCAGCAGACCCCCUACCCCAAGCAAACUCGUCCUUCGACGGCAAAUCCUUCGCCGCUGGCUUCUUCCCCGGCAUCAUCAUCGGAGCCCUCGGCGUCAUCCUCUUCAUCUGGCUCAUCAAGAAACGCCGCGACGCAAAAGCCUCCCGCUACUCCGGCGACUUCGGGCACGUCGCCCGCACUAUCAGCGACCCCAUCUACGACCCCCUCCAUGCGCAACGCACAGACUUCAUCCGCCGUGGCUCCCAAUCCGUGACCUCGACGCCCAGCGUGCAGAAGAGCAUCGGCACCCGCGUCGCCGGCGGAGGCGGUCUCACCCCCAAGAUUAAGAGCAUGUGGGACCGCACGCCCAAGCUGGGAAUGGGCGUCUGGGCCGGACUCCCAGCCACGCCGACACUCCAGCCUCCGCCGGCGGCUGUGCGUGCCGGUGACCCCUUGCGUGAUCCAUAUCGCACGCCAGGCCAGACACCCUCGCCAGAGCGUACACAUUCGCGCCGACGGAAACGCAAGCACAGCAAGGCGAAGCGACCAGUAGAUACGCCAACGAGGAGUAACAGCUCCGAGACGAUCGACGUGUUAAUGCCGGCGCCUAGCUUUCUCGAACCGCCCAAGGCGCCGGGCAUGCGGGAGAACCGCAUGACAGCUGAUUCGGGACACACGACGUUUACCAAGUUGAUGGAAAGAGCAGGAUAUGGAGAGGAUAGUAGGGAAAGCGUGAGAAAUUUCAUGCCAACGCCUAAUCACGCGCGGUGA
Molecule: messenger RNA, 1242 nt
Organism: Didymosphaeria variabile
Lineage: Eukaryota; Fungi; Ascomycota; Dothideomycetes; Pleosporales; Didymosphaeriaceae
Exons: 1
Coding region: 1-1242 (413 amino acids)
Source: RefSeq, a predicted model, not a curated record